Messenger RNA from Ectocarpus sp. CCAP 1310/34, 803 nucleotides. The record is from the annotation of a GenBank genome assembly. NCBI's taxonomy places the organism in Eukaryota, Phaeophyceae, Ectocarpales, Ectocarpaceae.
AUGUUGCAGCAGAGGCUGCCGACGUCACCACUGGUACGCAGAGUUGACAACCUGGAGGGCAAAGUUUCAGGCCUGACGGACGAGGUACAGCAGCUGCCAGGGCCUCUCCGAGCCGUCCUCGGAAAGUUUGAGGAUGAGAGGGAGUCCGGCGGCGCUGGGGUGGGCGCUGUCGUCACGGGCACCCCGUCUGCCCGCGGUCUGCUGAAAGAGGGGCCGCACAACGACGGAAUCACGCCGCCCGCACAGCACGAGGGAAGAAGCACCAGACCGGGAGCCAGGCUGGUAGUGCCAAGGAUCCCUGCUGGAGCGGACCCGGGCAUAGGACCGGGCAGCGGGGAGGUCAUGGGGUCGUCAUCCCAAGAGCAGCCUGCUGCGGUGGGCGCUUGCAUAGACUACACGGCUGCAGAAAAGAUCAUCAGCAGCAGUAGGCCGGUUGCGGAAGGCGAACCGGUGUGGGCUCAGAGAUGCAGCCGCCGCUCGAGGCACUGGCCGAAGAGUCAGAGCAACGUACUCAUCACGUCGAGAAGGGCUGUGCGGCGCUAGAGGGGGUGCCGCAGACUGCUCACCAAGUGCGCCUGUUGACCGCGGGAAAGUGCUUGCGUCUAGAGAGCUGGGGCAUCAUGCAUCCCCGCUACGCCGUCGGUGUGCCAUCAAAACAACCAGCGCAGGCCACUGCGCGCGCACCAUCCACACACAGCAGCAGCAGCAGCAGCAGAUGGUGAAGAUGGCACCAUUGCAGCAGCGUGGAAGGGUCAAGACACAGAAAGUCGGCCGCAAGGCCAUGUGCCCAUAGCCGCGACGGA